Aspergillus fischeri NRRL 181 is the source of this 504-nucleotide messenger RNA. RefSeq lists its product as uncharacterized. The record is from RefSeq and is a predicted model, not a curated record. The transcript has a single exon. Lineage: Eukaryota; Fungi; Ascomycota; Eurotiomycetes; Eurotiales; Aspergillaceae. Bases 1 to 504 code for a protein of 167 amino acids.
AUGGCCCGCGCAGUUCACUUUAAAGAAGCUAAGAACGCUGCCACGUCCCUCGCAGAGUGCUUUGCGGAUGAUCGAAUAGCCCGGUACUACCUCCAGGUAUCUGAUUACAAUCGCCCACUUACACCAGAAGAGGAGAAAUUGAAUCUUCGCAUAUACAAAUGCCUCACCGCUGCCCAUUGUUAUGAUGGCCUUGUCAUUACUGCCGGCCCGUGCUAUGACUCUGUUGGUCUUUGGCUGCCACCUGGUUGCGACUGGACCUGGAAAACAUACUGGAGGAGUGGUUUAUGGCUGCUCUGGCUGCGACUUGGAAGGGAAGGCAGAGCGAGAUUCUUUGGUUCGUGGGAUACACUGGAAAAGAGCAUGACCAGUACAAUGGGGACGCGAGCUUCCGUCACUUGGGUAUUGACCGACUUGGGUACGAGAGAACCUUCCCGAGGCAAGGGCUAUGCCACUAAAGUGAUGGAGUAUGGACUUGCCUUGGUGCGUAUCUAUCCAUCCUCGUAG